AUGCCGCCGGCCGAGGGCGAGACGCGCGUGCAGGUGUCGAUUCGCCUGCGGCCGCGAGUCGCUGCGUUGGACGAGGAGGAGGGUGGGGGUGACGGGGAGCGCAUUGUGGUGGAGGGCAGCCGGUGUGUGUUCCGGCAGCACGCCUUCCAGUUUGCCAACGUCUUUGGCGCCGCCGCCACCAACGAGCAGGUGUACGCCGCCCACAGGGUGGCGGUCGCCGACGUGCUGCGCGGCUUCGACUGCACCCUGCUCGCGUAUGGGGCGACGGGCUCGGGCAAGACGCACACGAUGAUGGGCGCGGCCGAUGGGAGCGAGCCCGGCGCGGUGCCGCUCGCCGCCGACACCCUCUUUGACGAGAUCCUCGCGCGGCACGACGACUCCACCUCUUUCUCGAUCAGCCUCGCCGUGCUCGAGAUCCUCGAGGAGCGAUGCUUUGACCUGCUCCACGACCGGGCCACGGUGGUGCUGCGUUCCGGGGCGCCCGCCGGCAGCAAGGGGGGCGCCCUCCACUUUCAUGGCUUGGAGGAGGUGCAGGUGCGCAGCAAGGAGCAGCUGGUCGCGGAGAUAGAGCGUGGCAAGCGGGCGCGCACCCAGGGCGAAACCUACCGGCACGGGUGCUCCAGCCGCGCCCACACCGUCGUGCGGCUGCGCGUCGAGGCCGCACGCCUCAGCCUGUCGGACCUCUCCUCGGGAGUGCUGACUCUCGUCGACCUCGCCGGCUCCGAGGCGGCGACGCUCAACCGGGAGCGCCAGCGCGUGAGCGAGGGAAUCGCCAUCAACAAGUCGCUGCACUGGCUCAAGGCGGUGGUGCACGCCCUCGCCGCCCACAAGCCGGUGCUGCACUUUCGCAACUCUGCAAUCACGCGGCUGCUGCAGCCGUCCCUAGCCGGGCAGGCGGUCGUGGCGGUGCUCGUGACGGUG
Messenger RNA from Emiliania huxleyi CCMP1516, 921 nucleotides. RefSeq lists its product as hypothetical. The transcript has 2 exons. Gene Ontology annotation, biological process: microtubule-based movement. Gene Ontology annotation, molecular function: microtubule motor activity; microtubule binding; ATP hydrolysis activity. Gene Ontology annotation, cellular component: microtubule; kinesin complex. Lineage: Eukaryota; Haptophyta; Isochrysidales; Noelaerhabdaceae. The annotation marks the transcript as partial. The record is from RefSeq and is a predicted model, not a curated record.